GAAGAAGAAUAGACGAUCUUUGGUCCCACGUGACCUCCUCCUAGAGCUUCUCUCCGGCUUUAAAUGAAUGGAAUCAUUAUAUUAUCAAUGAGCUUAUCGAACAUAUCGAGCUGAACUUUGGGCCAAUAGGAGACCAUCUAAAGGAGUCAGCUGGUCUACCAGUUUGGUUUACGUCGCACAGUUUGACGCUGUCACUGUGCGUCACAGCCGAGCGCCAAAUCCAAAAUGGCAGCAGAGUGCAGAGUGUGAUGUUGCUCAGAUGAAGCGAAACAAACUGAAACGGCAAAAAGGCGCCAAACAGGCAGAUCAGCUGCUGCCAGGCUGCUGCUCUGAGGGGGAGACCUGGAAGGAAAGCCUCGCUGCUCCUCCCAUCGGGGAGGGGGGGAGAGCACCCAGCACUGGCUCUAAAAUAGCUCCCAUUUUCUCCCCCACCAACCUCCAGAGGGGGGGUAAAGGGAGCUGUGAGGGAGGCUCUGAUCCGACUGAAAACAAACCUCUUCCUCAGAAAGUGAAAAGUCACCAUUCAGGAUCCCACCUGACAGGUAAACAUGAGGCUGCGGUGCCAUGCAGGCGCCGGAGGGCCAGACUACCAUCCUCACAUCUGGACCUCCACCUGACAGGUAAACAUGAGGCUGCGGUGCCAUGCAGGCGCCGGAGGGCCAGACUACCAUCCUCACAUCUGGACCUCCACCUGACAGGUAAACAUGAGGCUGCGGUGCCAUGCAGGCGCCGGAGGGCCAGACUACCAUCCUCACAUCUGGACCUCCACCUGACAGGUAAACAUGAGGCUGCGGUGCCAUGCAGGCGCCGGAGGGCCAGACUACCAUCCUCACAUCUGGACCUCCUCCUGGAAGAAAUCCAACAAUCCAACCCAGGUUUUCCAGUACCAACAGUUUUCCAGUCUUUGCUGAAGAAAACCAGUGAUGAGCUUCAGGAUCCAGCUUCUGCAGGCGUCCGUCUGGAGGAAGAUCUCUGGACCAACAAGUAUUUUCCUCAACAUUCCAGUGAAGUGAUCGGUAACUCCGCCUCCGUCACCAAGCUGCACAGCUGGUUGCAGAAAUGGAAACUAAGAGCUGAAGGUGAGGAGCAGCGGAUGGAGGAAGGAAACGAUUUCUGGGACUGUGGCGCCUUCCAGGGCGACGGCGUAGGAAAGGAGCCGCUGGCUAAGGCCAUGCUGCUAACGGGACCCUCAGGGGUGGGAAAGACGGCCGCUGUCUAUGCCUGCGCUCAGCAGCUCGGCUUCAAGGUGUUUGAGGUGAACUGUUCCUCUCAGCGCAGCGGGCGCCAUGUUCUGGCUCAGCUGAAGGAGGCCACGCAGUCUCACCUGGUGGACAUCCCAGGAGACCAUCCCCUGAAGCCGGCGUACUUCAACAACUUCAACACUGACCGCUCCGCCCCUAAACCAGAGGCCUCAGCAGGAAAAGUAAAACUUCCUAAAUCUAUAAGAGGUGCGGCUCGGAGCGCCUCAGGUCGUAAGGUCAAAGCCAAGCCGAGCGCCGUUACUUUAGCGUGUUUCUUUAAGGCGAAGCGAGAAGCAGGUCAGACUAGAAAGCCAAAGAUGGAGGAAGCUGGAAGGCCGGCGGCGCCCAGCGGGAGGUCGGCGGCGCCCAGCGGGAGGUCGGCGGCGCCCAGCGGGAGGUCGGCGGCGCCCAGCGGGAGGCCGGCGGCGGCCAUGUCCCUCAUCCUGUUUGAGGAGGUGGAUGUGGUGUUUGAGGCUGACGUGGGUUUCCUGGCAGCCAUUAAGGCUUUCCUGACCACCACCAAACGGCCGGUCGUCCUGACAACCGCUGAUCGCUCAUUCAGACAGAGUUUCCAUGGUUACCUGGACCAAAUCGUUUUCAAGUCGCCAUCAGCUCUGAACGUGUGCAGCUUCCUGCAGCUGGUGUGUCUGGCUGAAAACGUGCGACUGCCUUUAGAUGAAGCCAGCAGCCUGGUCAGAGUCUCAGGCGGAGACGUCAGACGCUGCCUGCUGCAGCUGCAGCUCUGGGUGAACGGCGGCAGAGGACGGACGCCUCAGCAUGGAGAUGUGGACCGCAGCUCACCGGCAGGCGGCGGCUCGCCGGCAGAAGGCGGCGGUUUGGACCCAGCGGUUCCUCCUCAGCUGGCAGGCUGCUCUGCACACAUGCUGGGGCUCCACCCUCUAACCCCGACUGUCCUGCUAAACUUCCUCCAGCUGGAGUCCUGCUCUGAAACGUUUCUCAGCAUCCUAUCAGAGAGCUGGAGGAGAAAUCAGCCUCUUCUCUAUUCCAACCUGGAGCUCCUGCUCUCCAUGGCGGCCCCCCCAUCCCGCCCCCAGGUGCAGAUGGAGCUGAGGCCCCCAGAAGCCGACCUCCACCUUAAUCACACCAUCAGGUCCACUGAGUCACCGUCGUGCUUCAGACCCUCCAGACUCAGCCGACGGAGACGCGCCGCUUCAUCGCCAGCCGCCAAACCGGCUUCAGAUUCAACCUACAGACCUCAGAGAGCGCCGACGCUCGGCGAGACUCGCUCUGAAGCGCGGAGCUCAUGGGAGCAGCGUGCAGCCGAGGCGCUGAUGGGCGCUCUGGAGAGCCUGGCAGAUUUCUAUGACCUCAUGUCGAACAUUGAUGCGCUGCUCAGUCCGUCUGCCUCACAGCCGCCGGCCGCCGCCGCUUUCCUUUGGACGGGAGCGGCUUUAAAGGAUGGCAUGACGGAUGAGCCGCGGGAGGAGGGGGGGAGAAGGAAGCCGGAGGCGCUUCAGGAGAUCCAGGCUGCAGCUGAAGGUCUGGGGGGUCGGCGCUGCUGGCGGAGGCUCGCCGAGGCGUGGAGCGAAGCGCACGGCUGGAGAGCAAACCUGAGCGGCGAACAGUGGGGCGGGCUGCAGGACAGGCUGUUGCUAAGCAACCGCCCUAAACAACGUAACUUGUGCUUUACAGCUCAGCCUCCCCCAGGUGGAUCAAGCGUGUCCCAGAGGCUCGCCGUCGCUCGGUCGGCUCUCAGCCUGCUGGGGAACAGGCGCGCCGUCUGCAUCGACUACCUGCCGCUCCUCCGCCGCUCCGGGCGCCUCAGAGGGGAGCAGUGGAGUGCUGGAAGCGCCUGAAUGCAGCACAUCUGGGAGCGCCCGGAUGCAGCACAUCUGGGAGCGCCCGGAUGCGGCACAUCUGGGAGCGCCCGGAUGCGGCACAUCUGGGAGCGCCCGAAUGCGGCACAUC
This is a messenger RNA of Cyprinodon tularosa, 3170 nucleotides long. RefSeq names its product ATPase family AAA domain-containing protein 5-like. The transcript is spliced from 15 exons. The record is from RefSeq and is a predicted model, not a curated record. Lineage: Eukaryota; Metazoa; Chordata; Actinopteri; Cyprinodontiformes; Cyprinodontidae. Gene Ontology annotation, cellular component: nucleus. The coding region runs from base 260 to 3058 and encodes 932 amino acids. Gene Ontology annotation, molecular function: DNA binding; ATP binding; DNA clamp unloader activity.